This is a messenger RNA of Cucurbita pepo subsp. pepo (vegetable marrow), 1390 nucleotides long. The record is from RefSeq and is a predicted model, not a curated record. Lineage: Eukaryota; Viridiplantae; Streptophyta; Magnoliopsida; Cucurbitales; Cucurbitaceae.
GAAUCUCUCCCAUUUCCUCUCCUCCCUCUCUGCCCUGUUUCCGCCAUGUUCGCUGAAUCUGUUUCUUCCACUCUCUCCAUAUGGACCUCCAUCAACAGUUGGUUCACGCCCACUGUUCUCUUCGUCGUUCUCAACCUCGUGAUCGGCACCAUUGUUAUUGCUUCCAACUUAGGUGGCCCUCAGAAAAAUCACCGCCAUCCUUCCGAUCCUGACCAGUUUCAGUACCUCCACAGAUCGCCUUCUAUGCUUCAGAGGCUCAAAUCGUUUAAUCCUUAUUCGUAUAGAUCCGAAGAGCCGGCCACUCUGUUCGAGAAACUGCCUGGAAAUGAAACUCAUUAUGCUACUUUUGAACAUCCGCAACUCGUUAGGUCUCCUUCUGUUCUUCAGCGGUUUAAAUUUAGUUUUGCAGGUUAUAAAUCGGAAGAGUCUUUCCAAUCUCCACCGCCGGCAACUGUGGUCGAGAAAUCGCCUGUGAACGAGACUCAUUAUGCUAGUUUUGAACAUCCGCAACUCGUUAGGUCUCCUUCUGUGUUUCAACGGUUUAAGUUUAGCUUCUCAGGCUACAAAUCCGAGGAGUCUUUCGACUCUCUACUGCCGGCAACUGUGGAUGAGAAACCGCCUGCAAACGAGAUUCAUUAUGCUAAGUUCGAACAUCCGCAACUCGUUAGGUCUCCUUCUAUGCUUCAGCGGCUCAAGUUUAACUUCUAUGGCUUUAGAUCGGAGGAUUCUUCUCAAUAUACGCAUCCGUCUGUUACUGCGGUUCAGAAAAUCGAGAAGGUCCAGAUCGGGCGGGAAGAGGCGGUGCCGAAACGAGCGGAGGAUGAAGAAAUGGACGAAGAUCAAGAACCGACGAUGGACGAGGUUUACAGUAAACUCCAUGGCGAUCACUUCACCAGAACAAAAUCCGACACAAAGCCGACUGCCGGUGAGAUUCCAACAAAACUGCCGAGGAAAAUGAAGAAAUCAGCGAGUUCGAAAUCUGCAUUCUCGCAUUUCGAAGCGGAUGAAAUCGUGGAGAGUCGCCGUCCAGCCACAGUGAAUGAAGGAAGAGCGAAAAUGACAGAGAUAGACGAGGGAGUAGACGCAAGGGCCGACGACUUCAUCAACAGAUUCAAGCAACAGUUGAAAUUACAGAGGCUGGAAUCCAUUCUCAAGUACAAAGAUAUGAUCAGCAGAGGGAACAACGCGAAAUAGAGAAGGCUGGGCGAUUGGAGAAGCAUUAAAGUUUAACGGGCCAAGGUUUGGGCCCAUUUAAACAACUGGGUCAGGCCCAAAUACAAAUUAAUAGGCCCACGAAGAUCCAAUUAGUUAUCUUCCUCCCGGCUCGAGGCUUAGUUCUCAUGUGUCUUGCAUUGACUUUUUGAAUUUAUGUUUCGUUUCUAAUUUCUAA